Messenger RNA from Clonostachys byssicola, 5079 nucleotides. NCBI's taxonomy places the organism in Eukaryota, Fungi, Ascomycota, Sordariomycetes, Hypocreales, Bionectriaceae. The record is from the annotation of a GenBank genome assembly.
AUGGAUGCAAACACGCCAACUGAGAACAGAUGGAGACGCUGGGCCCGACAAGCUGGUUGCUGCAUUGGUGAUGACAACCAAACGCAAGAGCCCAACAAGCCAGUUCCUCUCGUAGCCGUCGCCGAUGCCCAAAACAUGCCCGGAAACCCUCCAACCUCGACGAGCAGCACUGGUUAUGCCAACCCGCUCCCGACUCCUCCAUCGCGCCCCGAAGGAGCGACUACAAUAGACAGUAACAAUGCACAAGGCAACACCACACAAGCAGACGGUGAAUCAUCCCCGAUCGCAAGUCAGAUUGACCUGGGGGCUUCAGGCCCCAUGGCAAUUGAGGGCUCCGAUACAGGUCCUCAAGACGCCACCGAGCUUGCGUCCCCAGGGCCCAACAAAAUAGACCUAUGGGACAAGGCCUUAAGUCAGAUCCAGGAGUCACAGGACAAAAAAAGCGUCGACAUGGUGGAAUCAAUUGUGCAGAAUUUGAAGGCUCCAGGGUCAGAUCCAUUGAGUUCCGCAAAGGUUAUCCAGAAACAAUUGCAAGAUUCGGUUGCGGGCAAGGAAGCAAAGACCGGAAGCGACGGAUGGAUCAUCAUCAUCGGGCAGAAAGAAUAUCACGUGCGGGAAUUCGUCAAGAAGACAAUAGUGAUUCUGGAGAAAUUCGCCGGUACCGUCAGUAAAUUUAUGGGUGCUGUUGAUGUGGCUGUUAGCUUUGAUCCAACCCAUGCAGCUUUGCCCUGGGCAGCUGUGCGACUGGUUCUCACGGUUAUCAUUGCGGCCCACGAAUUCAAGGGUAAAGUAGCUGUUGGCCUUGCCAAAGUCGCUGUCCUUGUCUCCCAAUGUCAGAUCUAUCAAAGGUUUUACAUGACUUCAGAUACGUCAACAGAGUUGGAUAGAAGCGAGGUCGACAGUCUCGAAGAGGCUAUCGUUACCGUCUACACACAAUCGCUUUUAUUUCUUGCCUUCGCGUAUAAGAAAAGUAAAAUGCGGGUCCUUAAUGCCUCCUGGAAACUUUCCGAUCUGGAAGGAUACUUCGAAAGUCUCAAGGACGCGGGCGAUGGCCUUGUUCAAGCUGCGGAUCGCUGCCAAAAAUUGUUUGAAAAGCAGACUGCAGUCCAAGUUGGAGAAGUUAUUAAAUUGUUGAAAGACUUUGACGCGACCAUCUACGAACAAAGAGAACUCAUUGUUGAUAUUGGUCAACGAGCGCUACUUGCCGAGUUGAAAUGUGCCGAUGGUGCUAAUUAUAACUCUGGGGAUGACCAAGCUGAGCCCAGAUGCCAUAAGGAGACAAGAGUCGAACUACUCAGAGCUAUUGAAACGUGGAUGGAUACCUCCGAGGAAAAGCCAAUCUACUGGCUUCAGGGAAACGCAGGGACUGGCAAGUCUACCAUUUCACGCACUGUAGCCGAGAUGUUUGACGCCAAAAGCAAACUUGGUGCGAGCUUUUUCUUCAAGAGAGGCCGUGGCGAUCGCGCCAGUGGCAGUCGCUUCUUUACAACCAUCAGUUCACAGCUCUGCCAUAAUCGCCCACGGUUUGCCCAAAGUGUCGCCAAAGCGAUUUCCGAGAACCGCAAUAUUGUCACGACCAAUUACACAGAACAGCUCGAGAAACUCAUCUUGGAACCUACCAAGGCACUGGCCAGGGACCCAAAUAAUUGUGCGAGCAUCUUGAUCGUUGUUGAUGCCUUGGAUGAGUGCGAGGAAGAUACUCAUGUGAAGAUCAUGAUAGAAUCAUUGGGCCAAAUCAAGAAGUUGAAAGAGUGUGGGGUUGACUUUAGACUUUUCAUUACUAGUCGGCCAGAGGUCCACAUUCGGCGCGGAUUCCAGGAAAUUCUCGAUUGUCAAAAGGAAGUGGUUCUUCAUGACAUCUCAGGUGAUGUGAUCCAACAAGACAUAACGAUUUACUUAAAAGACGAGCUAGCACAGAUCAGAAACCGACACAAUAAUGUUAUAGGUCAAUUCGGGCAGCCGAUAGAAGAAGAUUGGCCUGGCGAUAAGCGUAUCAAGAGCUUGGCUCAGAUGGCGACACCAUUAUUUAUCUUCGCCGCAACCGUUUGCCGACUUCUGGACUGUGACAACCCGCGCGAAGAGAUUGAUCUCAUUCUCUCUCAGGGACAAAAGCCACACGAUCAAAUACUGGACGGAGCAUAUGAAGCGGCUCUCAGACGUAUCCUAAAAGGAAAAGAAAACAGCUCUGCAGAGUCCAAAACAGUAGGGAAUUUUCGCGUUGUUGUGGGCUCGAUAGUUCUUCUCGAAGAACCCCUGUCCGUACCAGCUCUUGCACAGCUCUUGGGCGCUUCGCCAGAGACCGUCUUCAACAUGGUCACCUCCGUCAGCUCUGUUCUGAAUGUUCCGCGGGAUAAGAAAACUCCCGUCAAGACUUUUCACUUAUCCUUCCGUGAAUUCCUCAUCAACAAGCAAAGAAACAAAAGUCCGAAGUUGCAGAUUGACGAAUAUGAGACACACAGAGACCUGGCGAACAAGUGUCUUAAGCUCCUUUUGAAAUCAGGUAUCUUGAAGAAUGAUAUUUGCGAGCUAGGUAAGCUCGAUACACGGAAUCAUGAUGUAACACAAAACACAAUUGAUGGCAAGCUACCACCACAAGUCCAAUACGCCUGUCGGUAUUGGGUACAUCAUACCAAGAAAAGCAAGUUCAAACUCCACAAUGAACAUCCUGCAUACGAGUUUCUGAAGAAGCAUUUUCUCCAUUGGCUUGAGGUACUAAGUCUAAUCAGAAGGCUAUCUGAGACCAUCGGUCUUAUACGAGAGCUGCGAGAACUUGUUGAUCCCAAUGGUAGCGAAGAAGUGUCAGCGUUUCUACAUGAUGCCAACCGCUUUCUCCUUCACUCGUUUACGGCAAUUGACCAGACCCCACUCCAACUUUACGCUUCAGCACUUCUUUUUGCUCCAACAAAUAGUAUAGUCAGGAAAUUAUUUGAAGAUGAGAUCAGUUGGGUAAUACACAAACCAACUGUUGAAGAGGAUUGGAGUCCUUGCCUACAAACAAUGAGCCGCCAGUCCUGGGGGCGCUCAGUCUCGGUCUCUGGGAAUGGCAAGCUGAUAGCAUCCGGGAGCUCCUAUGACGGCAUUAAAGUUUGGGACGCGGCAACAGGCGCACUUCAAAAAACACUUGAGAGUCAAGGCGAUCUUAUGUCGGUCACGUUCUCCUUCGGCAGCGAGCUGAUCGCCGCAGCAUAUAGAGGCAGCACGAUCAAGAUCUGGAACACGCAAACGGGGCGUCUCCAGCGUACACUCCGAGGCAACGAUGACUACCGUUACGACCCCACGAACGGAUUUAUCCUGGCAUCUUCAAAUUCCGGGCUAAUAGCUUCGUUAUCGUCUGAAGGGAUAUUUGAAAUCUGGGAUGCAUCAACGGGGGAGCUUCGAACAACAUGGAAGGGCUAUGAAGAACCUGCCCAAUUUUGUGUGUCAUUCCGGGGGGACGGCAAGCUGGUAGCAUCAGGCUCAAGUGAUCACACAAUCAAAAUUUGGGGCGCCGCAACGGGCGAACUUCAGCACACACUCACAGGCCACGAGGACUGGAUUCGAUCAGUGGUUUUCUCACGCGAUGGCAGCCUACUUGCCUCAGCAUCAUCUGAUGGAAGCAUUCGAAUUUGGGACGCAACAACGUGGAAACUUCAAAGUACUCUCCAGGGUCACGCUAACCACGUUAAUCCAAUCGCAUUCUCACACGACUGCAAAAUUCUGGCCUCAGGGUCAAAUGACAAUAACAUCCAAAUUUGGAACUUGGUGACAAGAACACUCCACCACACAUUUGCGGGCCAUAGUGGCAUAGUCACAUCGGUCGCUUUUCCAGAAAAUAACAACUUAUUAGUAUCGGCAUCAGACGACAGGACUAUCAAGAUUUGGGAUAUCACUCAAGUCAAACCCCAAUCUGCCAUUGAAAGACAUACUAAGGAGAUCAAAUCAGUGGCUUUCUUGGGUAAUGGCACUCUAGUAGCAUCUGUAUCGGACGAUAGAACAAUCAAAGUCUGGGAUGGAGCAACUGGAUUGCUAAAAUAUACACUCGAAGGCCACAACAGCUUGAUUCAGUCGAUGAAAAUUUCAGCCGAUUGUACACUAAUAGCAUCUGCAUCACUCGACAAAACAAUCAAAGUCUGGAAUGCCGAAAAUGGAUCAUUGAAAUACACAUUGGAGGGCCACAACCGUCAUCCAGCUACAGUAGCAUUCUCAACCGAUAACAACUUCAUUGCAUCUAUACAACAGGGUGAUAAAAAAGUUAAAGUCUGGGAUGCAGCUAACGGGUCCGUAAGAUAUACAUAUACAACAACAGAAUAUUAUGGUGGCAUGAUCCAUUCAGUAACCUUCUUAGCUGAAGACAAACUGAUAGCAAUUGGAGUCAGGAAUGGAUUCUCGAAUGCAACAUUUGAAAUCCUAGAUGCAGCCAAUGGAUCAUUCAAAUACAGAUUCAGGAGCCGCCCUCGUACACUGGCAGGAUUCUCUUCCGAUAGCAAGAUGAUCGCAACUGCAUCAGUACAUGAUGGAAUCGAAAUCCGGGACGCAGCCAGCGGAUUAAUAAAAUAUACACUCAAGGACCACAACGACUUAAUAAUUUCAGUGUUCUCGGCCGAUAACACGCUUAUAGCAUCUUCAUCACGCAAUAAAACAGUUAAAGUGUGGGAUAUAAAAGAAGGGAAAGUCAAGAAAACUAUCCACAUUGGUGAAAAUCGUCAGCAUCUAUCAUUCUUCAACAACAACUUACUUAUGCUCCAUGAGCCGGGACACAUUGUGAUAAACAUCAAUACAAUCCCGGAGAACGGAGUAGCCCAAGUUGAGGUUCAAAACAGUAUGAUGAUGGAACCUGGCGCCAACGACCUGCCGGAGAUCAAAUCCGUAUCCCAACACACAGUCGUGCUACAGCCCCACGGCUGUAGUCUGAGUCUAGAGAAUGAAUGGGUCAUGUGGGAGGGACAAAAAGUGGUCUGGCUUCCUCCUGAUUGCCGUCCAAUUCUUGGCAACGCGAUGUGUUAUACCAUAUCACCCUCGGGGGAAAUGAUUGCUAUUGGUUCUUCAACAGGCAGAUUAUGUCUCAUGGGCAGUUUCAAAACAAAGAGAGCUCAGUGCUAA